UUUGGUCUUCCUCUACUGCUCACUUCAAGAGACUCUUUCUGUGAACCUUACAUGUCCUUGCAGCAACUGGAGUUGGCUAAACAGAGUCGUUCAGCUGGAUUCAUAGUCGGAGCAUCGAAUGAUCUUUUGAGGAGACAGACAGACUGGGUGGAUGUUGUCAUCGAUGUAACUACCGGUGAAAUUCUCUAUAAUACAGACGGACUCUCUGAUCUUCUUUCUCUCACCACAGCUGAUAUGCGAUUUGUGGAAUGUCUUACCCACACUGUGGGCGAUGAGAAUUCAGAUGACACUCAGUGGGAGGGAAGCAACGAUUGGAUUCGUGCACAAUUUAGUUUCUACUUACUAUCAAUGCUCAGCUGCUCGUUGUCACUUGAUGAAGACACUUGGGUAGAUUUCAAUGAAGGGUAUGUUGCAGAAGUGCGAUGCAAACGUUUUUAUCGCAUUUGGAAAGAAACUCCGAAUGCUGAAAUUGCAGAUGUUGAGCCGAGACAUCCAUUCUAUGGUCAAUACACUACGGCCGAUUUACGACGGCAAUUACUAGAGUUAACUCGUCGAUGGUCACUGAAACUGACACCUCAGCAGCGCGACAGGUCAACAAAAGCAGUUGCUGCCAUCAGCAGCAGAGUAGGGUCGUGGUGGUCGUCGGCCUCUAGAAGUGUUCAGUCAUGGAUGCAGGGGAGGAGAACGCAAGAGUCAGACGAGGAACAAGAUGAUAAUUAUUGAUGAUGCCAGAUGUCAAUGAUAUCGAUUACAAAGUCUCAAAAAUGAUUGACUAUCACAUGACUUAAUAGAGGACACACCCUAGUGGAUUAAUUCAGGUUUAUCAGUAAUACAAUUAAUGUAUUUUAGUGAAAAGAAAGAUAUUUGUCGAGCUGUUUACUAUCAUUAAGAUAUGGAAACAAAUUUGUUUAUUGACAGCAACUUGAAUUGCUGGCCAGGUUGGAAAGAUUUAUGUGAUUUCAUGUGAGUUGAGAUUUAUGUGUGUAUGUUCUUCUUCUUUGAUUAAUGGAGGGUUUUGUAGUUAUUCAAUGUUUAAGGUAUUUGUUGGAAGGAAUUAGUCCAGUUUAUGUGCUUUACUCGAGCAGUCAAGUUUGUAAUGAGUGAU
Corticium candelabrum is the source of this 1105-nucleotide messenger RNA. RefSeq names its product late secretory pathway protein AVL9 homolog. NCBI's taxonomy places the organism in Eukaryota, Metazoa, Porifera, Homoscleromorpha, Homosclerophorida, Plakinidae. Bases 52 to 723 code for a protein of 223 amino acids. The record is from RefSeq and is a predicted model, not a curated record. The transcript is spliced from 7 exons. Gene Ontology annotation, cellular component: cytoplasm.